AUGCCAUCGCCAGACUUCACGCUGAAAGUCCGCCCGUGGCGCCGCGCCGUCACGUCGUGGGCCGACAUCCUCUCCCACGAGUACAAGGGCGCUGGAACUGCUGAGGACCCAUGCGUUGUGACGUGGCUGCCAAAUGACCCCGAGAACCCGCAAACCUAUGGCCAGGUGUAUAAGUGGUCCGUCACCAUGCUGGCCGCAACCGGCACGCUCGCUGUGGGUUUCGGUUCAUCGAUGCUUUCUGCUGCCAUCACAAACCUAAUGCAAUCGUUCCCAGGAUACAAUGAGAUGCUGUACAUCAUGAUAACGGGCAUCUUUGUUCUGGGCUUUGUCGUUGGUCCGCUUCUGUGGGCUCCCUGCUCUGAGGUGUUCGGUCGCCGCGCCAUGUUCAUUUUCACCUACAUCCCGUACACAGCUUUCAACGCCGGUGUCUGCGGUGCCAAAUCACUCAACGUCCUGCUCGUCAUGCGCUUCUUCGCCGGGACAUUUGGCAGCUCGACCAUGACCAACUCGGGCGGUGUCAUCGCCGACAUGUUUGCCGCCAAAGAUCGAGGUCUCGCAAUGGGCGUCUUCUCCGCGAUGCCUUUCCUCGGCCCAGCUAUUGGCCCCGUGGCUGGCGGUUUCCUCUCCAUGAAAGCCAAGUGGCAGUGGGUGGCAGCUGUCAUUGCCCUCUUUUCGGCUGUUCUCACGUUCGCCGGCUGGCUUUGGCUACCCGAGACUUACUCACCCGUCCUGCUGCGCGCACGCGCGCGCAAGCUGAACGCCGCAACAGGCAAAGUCUACCUUUGCGAGCAGGACGUGCGCAAGCCCCUCAAGACCAAGCAGCUCUUCUUCAACCAGCUCCGUGUCCCCUACAUCCUCUUUUUCACUGAGCCCAUCGUGCUCUUCGCAUCACUCUAUAUGGCCGUCAUUUUCGCUAUCCUCUACAUGCAGUUCACAGCAUUCCCCAUCGUCUUCCAAGGCUACCGCAACUGGUCUCCCGGGAUCGCCGCACUUGCCUUUGUUGGCGUCACUGUCGGCGCGUUCUGCGCUCUCGCGUACAUUAUCUUCUACGAAAAUCCGCGUUAUGCACGCGGUCUCGCCAGCAUGGGGUAUCUGCCCCCGGAGGCGCGUCUUCCCAGCACAAUUCUCGGCGCUAGCCUGCUUCCCGUCGGCCUGUUCAUCUUCGCGUGGACAUGCGUCCCCACCACUAUCCAUUGGAUUGGCUGCAUCAUCGCCACAAUCCCAUUCGGCGCCGGCACCGUCAUGCUCUUCCUCGGCAUGUCCAACUACCUUGUUGACACUUAUCUACUGAACGCUGCCUCCGUCCUUGCAGCCGGCACAGUGGUCCGCUCAAUUCUUGGUGUCGUCUUCCCACUGUUCACCUUCGAGAUUUAUGAUGCACUCGGCCCCAAUUGGGCAGGCACACUCGUCGCGUUCCUCUCACUCGCCUUCAUCCCGUGUCCCAUUAUCUUCUACUACUUUGGCCAGCGCAUUCGCCGCAUGACCAAGCCCGGCCGUGAGGCUGACGACCUGGGUCACAUGAUGGCCAAGAUGAUGAUGGCGCAGAUGGCCGGCGCCGCGGGCGGAGCGGUUGCUGGUGCCGCCGUUGGUGCUGCCUCCGCGGCAACACAUGCCGAGAAAACUGAAGAGCUGAACGAGUACGGCAUGACCCGUGCGCCUGCCUCCGACGAGGAAGCCGUGCUCGACGGCCGACCUCAGUUGUAUCGUGCUACCACGGCUGCUACCGUGCGCUCCAUCAGGUCGAUGGAGGAGCUCGGCGAGCUGGAGUACGCCCCGGUCGCGUUUGAGCUCAAGUCUGAUGAGGGAAAUCGCUAG
Molecule: messenger RNA, 1815 nt
Organism: Cutaneotrichosporon oleaginosum
Lineage: Eukaryota; Fungi; Basidiomycota; Tremellomycetes; Trichosporonales; Trichosporonaceae
Biological process (GO): transmembrane transport
Cellular component (GO): plasma membrane
Molecular function (GO): transmembrane transporter activity
Source: RefSeq, a predicted model, not a curated record